Messenger RNA from Darwinula stevensoni, 3623 nucleotides. Lineage: Eukaryota; Metazoa; Arthropoda; Ostracoda; Podocopida; Darwinulidae. The record is from the annotation of a GenBank genome assembly.
CUCUCACACGCACACUCAUACACACACCUACACACGCACACCCAGUCGGUGGUGGGGGUGGGGGAGGAGUUGGUAGAGCAAGAAGUAGCCAUAAUCCCGGCUGGAGCUCAGUUGAGUUGCGAGCUGCGUCCAGUUCACUCUUCCCCUCCAUUCACCAAAGUUGUUUUUCCAAGUUGGUCCCUGUAUAGUUCCCUGCAGCCAUGUCCUCCACUGUGACAAAGAGCAAAUAUGUGUACCGGUCCUCUGGUGGUCAAGGAUCCGAUAUUUCCAUCGAAUAUGGCACAGAUGUGGGAGCCUUCACCCGACUCGAGGACAAGAUCAGGCUCCUCCAGGAAGAUCUCGAGUCUGAACGAGAAAUCCGGCAGAGGAUCGAACGAGAGAAGGCAGACUUAAGCGUCCAAGUCAUCCAGAUGUCGGAGAGACUGGAAGAGGCCGAAGGAGGCGCUGAGAGCCAGUUUGAGCAAAACAAGAAGCGGGAUAUGGAACUGGCAAAACUACGGAAGCUUCUCGAAGAUGUGCACAUGGAAUCAGAGGAAACCGCACAUACGUUGCGGAAGAAGCACCAGGAGGCCGUACAGGACUUGCAAGACCAACUUGAUGCUGCCAUCAAGUCCAAAGCCAAGGUGGAGAAGGAAAAGAACAAGUUCCAGCAGGAGAUCUACGAGCUCCUGAGCCAACUCGAUGGGGCCAACAAGGACAGGCUUGUAGCCAUGAAGAACUGUGAGAAGUUGGAGAUCACAGUUCAUGAGCUGAGCAUUAAGGUGGAGGAACUAAACCGCUCCAUCAUUGACAUAACAUCUAUCAAAAUCCGCCUCUCUCAGGAGAACCUGGAACUCAUCAAGGAGGUUCAAGAUCUGAAGGUGUCCAUAGAAAAUGUCCAAUACCUCAAAUCACAACUCGCCACUCAACUGGAAGACACCAGACGAAGACUCGAAGAUGAAGAACGACGACGUUCGACCAUGGAGAACCAAUUGCAUACCGUAGAAGUAGAGCUGGAAAGUGUGAGGGUGCAGUUGGAAGAAGAAGCCGAAGCUCGAUUGGAUCUUGAGAGACAAUUGUCGAAAGCGAAUAGCGAUGCCAUGGCAUGGAAGUCGAAAUACGAUGCUGAAGCUGCUGCACGCCAAGAAGAAGUUGACGAACUCAGGCGCAAAUAUCAGGCCCGAAUCGCAGAAUUGGAGGAGCAGAUCGAGGCAUUGAUGGCAAGAUGUGCAGGGCUGGAGAAGCAGAAAUCACGCCUUCAAUCAGAGGUCGAGGUGCUCAUCAUUGACCUGGAGAAAGCAAAUGGAACCGCUCGGGAACUCCAGAAGAGAGUGGAUCAGGUGGAACGCCUCAACGCAGACUUGCGAUCGAAACUGGACGAACUGGGCGCCCUUUACGAACAGGCCCAGAGGGAACUCCGAAACAAAUCCGCUGAAAUCACCCGAUUGACUCAUGAACUGGACAAGACCAGGGAGCACAAGGAACAGCUUAUCCGUGAAAACAAGAAACUUUCAGACGACCUACACGAAACGAAGGCUCAGCUGUCCGAACUGAAUAGAAGGUAUCACGAAUUGGAGCUCGAAUGCAAGCGUCUCGAGAACGAGAGAGAGGAACUGAGCGCUGCAUAUAAGGAAGCUGAAGCUGCUCGCAAGAUGGAAGAAAUGCGUGCGCAAAGGCUGGCAGCUGAGAUUGCUCAACUCCGUCACGACUACGAGAAGAGACUGCAAGAGAAAGAAGAAGAACUGGAUUCCAUCAAGAAGCAGAUGAGCAUCGAGAUCGAGCAGCUGAAUGCCCGUCUGGCAGAGGCUGAGGUCCGUCUUAAGACGGAAGUGACCCGAAUCAAGAAGAAGAUGCAGGUCCAGAUUACGGAAUUGGAAAUGUCGUUGGAUGUCGCCAACAAGAACAACAUCGAACUCCAGAAGACCAUCAAGAGGCUCUCCCUUCAACUCACGGAGAUGCAAAACCACUACGACGAACUGCAGAGACAGCUGCAGGUGACUUUGGACCAAUAUGGUAUCGCUCAGCGACGGGUACAAACUCUCACUGCCGAACUGGAGGAGAUGCGUGGCAACUUAGAUGCCGCGAUGCGGGCCAGGAGGAACGCAGAGCAGAUGUACGAAGAGGCUAACAGCCGUGUCAACGAACUGACCACGAUUAAUGUGAACAUCUCGGCUGCCAAGAGCAAGCUGGAACAGGAGUACCAGGCUCUCCAGGGAGACUACGAUGAAAUCGGCAAGGAGCUCAGGAUGGCAGACGAUCGGGCACAGAAGGCUCAGGCAGAACUGAAACACACUGUAGACAUUUUGCACGAGGAGCAGGAACGAGUCGUAAAGAUCGACUCGAUCAAGAAGAGUCUGGAAGUGGAGGUGAAGAACCUGAGCAUCCGAUUGGAGGAAGUCGAGGCCAAUGCUCUCAUUGGAGGCAAGAGGAUCAUCAGCAAGCUCGAGGCCCGGAUGCGUGAUCUGGAACUGGAAUUGGACGAAGAGAAACGUAGACAUGCAGAGACGGUGAAGAUCCUCCGUAAGAAGGAGAGGCAAGUGAAAGAGAUAGUAAUACAGGCGGAAGAAGAUCACAAAGUUGCUCAAAUGCUCGGUGAAAGUCUCGACAAGAUGAACGAGAAGGUCAAGAUGUAUAAGAGACAGCUCCAAGAGCAGGAGGGGAUGUCUCAGCAGAGCGUCACUCGAGUGCGUCGGUUCCAGAGGGAACUGGAAGCAGCAGAGGAAAGGGCGGAUACGGCUGAGUCUAACCUCAGCUUGAUCAGGGCCAAGCAUCGAAGCUUCGUCACUGCCAUCCCAGGAGGCACACAACAAACUUACGUCGUUGAAGAGCACCACACCACCAGGGAAACCUAUUAAAUUUGUCACCAACAUACACUUUGCAUGAUACACUGCACUUGCAAGAAAGGGCAUAUUCAUGCUCCUUCCUCACUCUUGUCUCCUCCUUUUAUUUGCCUGUCUCUUUCGACUACGUCUGCUCUCUUUGUCUUCUUUUUCUGAAUCGUCUCCAGUUUGUAGUCGUGAACAUGAGGAGAAUGCGCGAGUGCGUACGUUUUGUCUGAUUUCUACCUUUUUUCAGGUGAGAGAGAACUUAAGGACUGAAGCACAGAGGUUUUGUUGUGUACUGUGUGAAUGUGUCGAAUUUUUCUUCUGCUCCUUCCUACCUUUCUCCAUAAAGUGUUGAAUCUUGAAUUCCCUCUCACCUGAAGCCAAGUCAGAUCUCUCCCUGAAAUCAUGGCUGGGGAUUUCAGGGAGAAAAUCGAAACGGCUGAGCGGCUUCCUCUCCUUUUUCACUCACUCGUUCUCAUUCUCUUUUUUCUUAUCUGUUUUCAUCAGAAACUAACUAGUAAUGUAAUCUUAUCUCUCCUUUUUUGCUGGGUUGAUGGUGCUGCUCCUGCUCUGUGUGCAUUGUAGAUGGAAGAAUGAUGAUGAAAAGAAUGAUGUUGCGAGAAAUGGAUGAGGUUGCAGACUUUCCCACAACAACUCCGCGGGCAGCCUUUGCUCUCUACUUUCCGUCUCCUUUUUCCCUCUCUUCAAUUGACGUCAUUGCUCUUCGUUGCUUGCUGCAUGGUCCUUCUUAUCAUACUAUGAUAUAUAGGGGAAGAGAUAUGUGAAACAAUAAUAAAAGAAAAUCAUCUUCCAAAGUUA